Messenger RNA from Sapajus apella (tufted capuchin), 3557 nucleotides. It is a transcript of the gene SPPL2B, whose product is annotated as signal peptide peptidase like 2B. Gene Ontology annotation, cellular component: Golgi-associated vesicle membrane; lumenal side of endoplasmic reticulum membrane; cytoplasmic side of endoplasmic reticulum membrane. The record is from RefSeq and is a predicted model, not a curated record. The transcript is spliced from 15 exons. Gene Ontology annotation, molecular function: aspartic endopeptidase activity, intramembrane cleaving. Gene Ontology annotation, biological process: membrane protein proteolysis. NCBI's taxonomy places the organism in Eukaryota, Metazoa, Chordata, Mammalia, Primates, Cebidae. The coding region runs from base 67 to 1683 and encodes 538 amino acids.
CCGCGCCGCGCCGCUCUCCGCAGGCGCCACCCCGCACCCUUUGACCCCUCUCCGCUUCACGUGCGCAUGCGCAGCGCAUGCGCGGCCCGGGGUCUCAAGGCGUUUCCGGGAAACAUCUGUCGACGGUUGCGGUGGGCACCGGCCAACAUGGCGGCGGCGGCGGAGGCUGCGCUGGCGCGGCUUGUGGCGCCCUUUCUGCUCCUCGCGGCCCAGGUGGCCUGUGAGUAUGGCAUGGUGCACGUGGCCUCCAAGAAUGGGGGCCCGAAAGGCAAAGACUACUGCAUUCUCUACAACCCGCAGUGGGCCCAUCUGCCGCACGACCUCAGCAAGGCACCUCCCUUGCAGCUGCGCAACUGGACGGCCUCCCUCCUCUGCUCUGCAGCCGACCUCCCCGCCCACGGCUUCCGCGACCAGAUCCCGCUGGUGGCCCGGGGGAACUGCACCUUCUAUGAGAAAGUGAGGCUGGCCCAGGGCAGUGGGGCACGCGGGCUGCUCAUCGUCAGCAGGGAGAGGCUGGUCCCCCCAGGGGGCAAUAAGACGCAGUAUGACGAGAUUGCCAUCCCCGUGGCCCUGCUCAGCUACAGAGACAUGCUGGACAUCUUCAGGCGUUUCGGCCGCGCGGUGCAGGCGUCGCUGUACGCACCUCACGAGCCGGUGCUGGACUACAACAUGGUCAUCAUCUUCAUCAUGGCCGUGGGCACUGUCGCCGUUGGUGGCUACUGGGCCGGGAGCCGGGACGUGAAGAAAAGGUACAUGAAGCACAAGCGUGACGAUGGACUGGAGAAGCAGGAGGACGAGGCGGUGGACGUGACGCCGGUGAUGACCUGCGUGUUCGUGGUGAUGUGCUGCUCCAUGCUGGUCCUGCUCUACCACUUCUACGACCUCCUUGUGUAUGUGGUCAUUGGGAUCUUCUGCUUGGCCUCCGCCACCGGCCUCUACAGCUGCCUGGCGCCCUGUGUGCGGCGGCUGCCUUUCGGCGAGUGCAGGGUCCCCAGCAACAGCCUGCCCUACUUCCACAAGCGCCCGCAGGUGCGCAUGCUGCUGCUGGCGCUCUUCUGCGUGGCCGUCAGCGUGGUGUGGGGCAUCUUCCGCAACGAGGACCAGUGGGCCUGGGUCCUCCAGGACGCCCUGGGCAUCGCCUUCUGCCUCUACAUGCUGAGGACCAUCCGCCUGCCCACCUUCAAGGCCUGCACGCUGCUGCUCCUGGUGCUCUUCCUCUACGACAUCUUCUUCGUGUUCAUCACGCCCUUCCUGACCAAGAGUGGGAGCAGCAUCAUGGUGGAGGUGGCCACUGGGCCCUCGGACUCGGCCACCCGCGAGAAGCUGCCCAUGGUCCUCAAGGUGCCCAGGCUGAACUCCUCGCCUCUGGCUCUGUGUGACCGGCCUUUCUCCCUCCUGGGCUUUGGAGACAUUUUGGUGCCAGGGCUGCUGGUGGCCUACUGCCACAGGUUCGACAUCCAGGUCCAGUCCUCCAGGGUCUACUUCGUGGCCUGUACCAUCGCCUAUGGUGUCGGCCUCCUCGUGACGUUCGUGGCGCUGGCCCUGAUGCAGCGUGGCCAGCCCGCCCUCCUUUACCUGGUGCCCUGCACGCUGGUGACGAGCUGUGCCGUGGCGCUCUGGCGCCGGGAGCUGGGCGUGUUCUGGACGGGCAGCGGCUUUGCGGUGAAUACCAGUUUGCUCUGACUGUGAGAAAUAGUCGCCUAGUGAGCCCUAACUAGAGUUAAAAAAGCCCUACCUCCAUCUCCGUGGGCCCCAGCGCCUGCCGACGGCCUGCAGCCGCCUAAAGACCCUGCCACGCCACUCUCCCCGCAGCCGCCCAGUGAAGAACCAGCUACGUCCCCCGGGCCUGCUGAGCAGUCCCCAGAACCAUGCACGCCCGAGGAGAUGGGGCCUGGAGCCCCCACAGGGGAGCCCGGGAGCUCGGCCGAACACGAGGGCCCGGACCAGGCCCAGCUGCACCCCGUGGCCCAGCCCGGCACUGUGGCCUAGGGGAGGGGUGAGGUGCUCGCAGCCAUGCUUCACACCAAGAUGGUGGGGAUGCCUGGCGCCUGCCGGAGACAGACAGACAGACGGACAGACAGACGCCUGCUCCCAGGACGGAGCCUGCGCCGGCCCUGCCCGCCCUGACAUGGUGCUGAUCCUCACCGAGCCCCGCGCUCCGCGCCCAGCCCCGCCCCGCUGCCCCGGCUGCACGCCUGCUGCUCCAAGCUCACCCGGCUGCCACUAGCCUUCUGUGGGUCCGUCCUCCUCGCCGCGGCCCGUCCUGUCUGCAGACCCUCAGGCGCCGUCUGCAUGAGGGAGCAGGCUGCCCAGGCCGCACUGGUGCUCACCGGCUGCCUCUCCCUUCUGGUGACCUUCCUCACGGUGUCCAGUUCUCCGGGCUGAAGAGCGGCUUUCUGCCUCUGGAAGGUGUCGCUUUUCCCUCCUGAGCAGGCUGCAGACCCUGGGAGGUUUGGAUGCCGCCUCCCAGCCUAGGACACCAGGUGGUGGCCGGGCGGUGCCUGGACCCUGACACUGGGCGGAGGCAGGCCCGUGGGGCAGGAUUUCAGCCGUGAAUGAGGCUGGCCUCACGUGAGUGGACAAGCUGCUCUCCUGGCCACGGCCCCGCCACCCUCAGUCAGUCCCGAGGUGCCUGGCCGCGCUGCACACUCCUCCCCGUCUCAGUAAAGGGUCUGACUCCUACACGUCCUGCCAGUGUUGCCUGGUGGGGCGGCAGUCUCUCAGACCGCCCUUCUGACAAGGAGGGUGGGCGCCAGGCAGGCCGGGUCAGGCCCUUGGGGGUCCCUGGAGCUGAGGGAGGGAGGGACUGGGCGUGGGAGGCUGCAGCAGCUCCUGCACCCGACCUCGCUUCCUGUGUGGGCCCCGUGUGGCUUCCGCCGAGAGGGCUUGGGCCUCAGCUCUCCCUGUGGCGAGGGCAUUGGUGCGUGAGUUCUUAACCCUCUGGACCCCGCGGCUAGGAGCUUCUGGAACCUACGAGGACAUCCUGCCACUGGCGUGGUCUGCUCACCAACCCUGCGGGUUCUUCCGACCCCGUGGCAGAGAUGUCCGCGCUGGAACUGACCGAGGCGUGGCCCCGGCCUCCUCCCAUCGCUGCACGUGGUCACUUCCAAAGCAAUGGAGCCGCAUGGGGUCCCGCCGCGCCAGGACCCCAGCCCCGCCUGCCCCCUGCCCCGUCCACGCAGCCUGCAGACUCGAGCCCGCAAAUCUGUCUCUGUUGAUGUCAAGUCAAGCGCCCCCAGCUGCACACGGGACUGCUGAGUGCAGCGCUGUCUGACGGGUCUGUUUCAGACAGAGGUGGCAGGGGCGAGCCCCGAUCCCUUCCAAAAAAUACCAGCAGGAGACUCGCAGGCACCUUUGAGCCGCGUCCCGGGGGUUAGUGGCGCCUUCCCUGAAGCCAUUUUGUACAUGGGGAUGGGGUGGAGACUUCUCUUUUCUGGUGUUGGACCUUUGACCAGUGUGGAGGGGUCAGAGGUGGCAGUCCUGUCUUCGUCUCCGUUUGUCUGUUUGGCCUUGCUGCCGUUCAGUCUGAUCAUUAAACUCGGCUUUUGAUACACAUG